Messenger RNA from Megachile rotundata (alfalfa leafcutting bee), 2520 nucleotides. It is a transcript of the gene Src42A, whose product is annotated as Tyrosine-protein kinase Src42A. Gene Ontology annotation, biological process: protein phosphorylation. The record is from RefSeq and is a predicted model, not a curated record. NCBI's taxonomy places the organism in Eukaryota, Metazoa, Arthropoda, Insecta, Hymenoptera, Megachilidae. Gene Ontology annotation, molecular function: protein binding; ATP binding; protein tyrosine kinase activity.
GAUCGGGUUUAUAGCCGAACUCAUCCGAAAGCAGUAUUCCACUGGAUACCUUCACCAUGGGUGUUUUCACCUCUCUGUCGGUUUCUCGUGAAAAGUUUAUUCGUCUUCUGUAUAUAUUCUCUGGAUAAAUAUAAUUCUAGAAGCCUUUUACAAUAUUGUACGAAGUAUGUUCGUUUCUUAAUUAUAAUUUUCGAUAAUAAAUCGUGUGUGUGACUUACAGUUCAUAGUUCUUGGUAUCGCACAUGUGAAAAUUAGGAUUUUGACGGAUCUGAUUUAAUGCAAUGGCGACGUCGUUACUUUCUAUUAUGCUGUCUACGUUUCUUUUAAUGGUGUUUCUUUUAAUUGCUGUGUUUAUAAAGACUCUCGGCGUUACGCGGUGCCAGUGCUAAAAUAUUGGUGUUGAAAUAAAGAUUAUUUUUCGGUUAGUGUUACAUACGGACGAGAUGAAGUGUCAUUGCGUGAACGACUAAUUAAGUAAACUUCUCUAGUUAUGAUAAAUGAUUUCUAGUGGAAAUUGAAAUAAUUCCAAGUGAAUGUUUACUAUGUUAGAUGUAGAUGAAAGAGAUGCAAGUUUCUUGAGAAGAGAAGCUUCGAGAAAAAAAGGUGUCGAUUUUACGAAUUAAAUCGUAUUUUAAAGACUUCUCUGUCAUUUCUUCGUUUUUAUUUUGUAGUGAUUUCUAUAUAAACAUUUUAAAAGCCAAAGUGUAUUUUAGUGUUUAUCUCCUAUGUACAUUUGUGUUAUUCAAAUAAGUGGACCCACAGAUUAACAAGAAAUUUUUCAAUUUAUUAACAAAUUAUAGGAAGACAUGUGUAUUAUGAAAAUUUUAUAUUUACAUGACCAUUCCUCAAUAUCCAUGCAGAAGGAUCAAACGUGAAAACAUUGAAUGAAAUUUGUGACAAGAAUUUUUGUAUUUCAUGAUACAGUGACAGUGAAUUUGUAUAUCGGACAAAUUUGAAAUUACAUACAAAAAAAAUGGGUAACUGUUUCAGUAGUCCAACAGACACAGAAAAAGAAAAGCCUGAUAGAAUAGGCAAUCCUAAUAUAGAGGCAGUUGCAUCUCAAGCUAGUCCAGUGCCAACGCCGCCUCCAGAUCCUAUUAGGCCUAUGCCACAAAUUCCAGAUGCAGAUGUGCCAACAGCAAAAAUCUUUGUUGCACUUUAUGAUUAUGAUGCACGUACAGACGAAGAUUUAAGUUUUAGAAAAGGUGAACAUCUGGAAAUUUUAAAUGAUACUCAAGGAGAUUGGUGGUUGGCUAGAAGUAAAAGAACUCGACAGGAAGGAUAUAUUCCUAGUAAUUAUGUUGCAAAGUUAAAAUCUAUUGAAGCUGAACCAUGGUACUUCAGAAAAAUUAAACGAAUUGAAGCAGAAAAGAAAUUAUUACUGCCUGAAAAUGAUCAUGGUGCAUUUUUAAUUAGAGAUUCUGAAAGUCGACAUAAUGAUUAUUCCCUUUCAGUACGGGAUGGUGAUACGGUUAAACACUAUCGAAUUAGACAGUUAGAUGAAGGUGGUUUCUUUAUUGCUAGAAGGACUACAUUUAGAAAUCUUCAGGACCUUGUUGAACAUUAUAGUAAAGAUGCUGAUGGAUUAUGUGUAAAUCUCUGCAAACCCUGUGUACAGGUUGAGAAACCUGUUACCGAGGGUCUUAGCCAUCGUACGCGGGAUCAAUGGGAGAUAGAUCGCUCAUCGCUCAAAUUUGUGAGAAAAUUAGGGCAAGGCCAGUUUGGAGAAGUAUGGGAAGGCUCAUGGAAUAACACGACUGCGGUAGCAAUAAAAACGCUCAAACCCGGAACUAUGGAUCCGAAAGAUUUCUUGGCAGAAGCACAAAUUAUGAAGAAACUUCGUCAUGCAAAAUUAAUUCAGUUGUAUGCUGUGUGUACUUUAGAAGAGCCUAUUUAUAUUAUCACAGAACUGAUGAGGAAUGGUAGUUUGUUAGAAUAUUUACAAGGAAAAGGCAAGAGUUUAAAUCUACAACGAUUAAUUGAUAUGGCUGCACAAAUUGCAGCGGGUAUGGCAUAUCUGGAAUCACAGAAUUACAUUCACAGAGACUUAGCUGCCCGUAAUGUUUUGGUAGCAGAAUUAAAUGUCGUGAAGAUUGCAGAUUUUGGUUUAGCUAGGUUGAUCAAAGAAGAUGAAUACGAAGCUCGUGUAGGAGCACGUUUCCCUAUCAAGUGGACUGCGCCUGAAGCUGCGAAUUAUAGUAAAUUCAGUAUUAAAUCUGAUGUGUGGUCAUUCGGUAUUCUGCUUACUGAAUUGGUUACUUAUGGUAGAAUACCAUAUCCGGGUAUGACAAAUGCCGAAGUUCUUCAUCAAGUAGAACAUGGUUACCGAAUGCCUUGCCCACCUGGAUGUCCAACUGCGUUGUAUGAUAUUAUGUUAGAAUGUUGGAACAAAGAUCCAAUGAAGAGGCCAACCUUUGAAACUCUGCAAUGGAAACUCGAGGAUUUCUUUACUAUGGAAGGCUCAGAGUAUAAGGAAGCAUCUGCAUAUUGAAGUACUAAAAUAAUGUAUAGUUACUGGUU